This is a messenger RNA of Pseudoliparis swirei, 4547 nucleotides long. RefSeq names its product calmodulin-lysine N-methyltransferase (gene camkmt). Gene Ontology annotation, cellular component: cytoplasm. Lineage: Eukaryota; Metazoa; Chordata; Actinopteri; Perciformes; Liparidae. The transcript is spliced from 11 exons. The record is from RefSeq and is a predicted model, not a curated record. Bases 134 to 1153 code for a protein of 339 amino acids. Gene Ontology annotation, molecular function: calmodulin-lysine N-methyltransferase activity.
UCCCUUCCGAGUUGUUUUGAGGGGGGGAAACCCGUUAUUUCUGUACAACCACAUUUCUACCGAUAACUGUGACAACCCUACAUCCGGCACAUUUGUUUCCAGGUUUAUUCCCGCCCACAUCUUCGAAGAUAAAAUGGAGAGGGACUCAAACGGUACUGCAGAAACGACCAAGCCGGCUUCGCCUUUGAGGAAAAAUAUUAAUCAAGACACCUGCGCAGCUAAUUCCCACAGCGACCUGGUUGAAACCUGCGGGACUUCUGAUGUUGCGAGGGCCAGGUGGACUCUACUGAGACAGGUGUUGCGUCAGAAGCAGGUGGACAAUCCAGAUGUCAAACAGGUGUCUGUUCGCAGGUUCGCAACGUUUGACCUUUUCAUCAGGAAAAGGAUUCUGACACAAGACUCCAGUGAUAACUCAGAUGACCAGUGGGUGGAGUACAGAAAUGUCUACUUUCCCGAAUACAGUGCCUUGCUCAGGGAUAACCUGGGCCCUAUCAGAGUAAAUGAAGUGCUCAAAAGUUUUGACAACACCGGUAAUGUCUGUGUGUGGCCGUCUGAAGAGGUGAUGGCUCAUUACUGUCUGCGGAAACGUCACAUGUUCAAGGGUGCAGUGUGUGAGUUAGGAGGAGGCAUGACCUGUCUCGCUGGACUCAUGGUUGCCAUUUGUGCUGACGUGAGGGAAGUUCUGCUAUCAGAUGGGAACGAGAAGUCCAUUCAGAAUGUUCGAGGACUGGCCGAAAGAAACAGGCAAGCUGGAAAGUUUGGGUCCACACAGGUAUCUGCCAGGGUGGUGAGGUGGGACUCUGAGUCCGACAUAUCGCCACUAGAGGGUCACUUUGACAUUGUCAUGUGUGCAGACUGUUUGUUUGUCGACCAGUACAGAGCCAGCCUGGUUGAUGCUAUAAGGAGAUUACUGCGACCCAACGGCAUGGCGUUGGUGUUCGCUCCACUGCGAGGGGAAACUCUGAGACUGUUCUGCCAACUGGCCCAGCAGGCCGGACUCUGUGUCUCUCGACACCAGCAGUAUGAUGCUCAGGUCUGGGAUGUUCACUUAAAGAUGCUGACGGAGGGAAAAGGCGCAUACGAUGAGAACAUCCACUACCCUCUCCUCAUCACCUUGACCAAAGGACCUCAACCUGUCAGCCACACUCUAUAAACCCAAACAAGUGAGCCCUCCGCUCUCCACGCUACCACUCCACAUACCUUUGGCUUUUUGAGCUGGAAUGAUGCUACAGACUCAUGUCACCAAAUUGAUCAAAGUGAGGAGAGAGACAUUCAUUGAAAGAGCUGUUACGAAUACAGUCGGUUAAUUGUGGUCACAUUUGAAGCAUUUUUCAUAUAGAUACAGUGACCACCGGGAGGAUUUAUUAGCACACGAUGCAUGGCUUGGAAAAACUAUAUGAGAGCAUGCAUGUUUUUCAGUUUGAAUUGUCGAACAAGAACACGCUGAUGUCCAAAGCAGUGGACGAUACGUGGACUGUGGCUUAGGAGGAAGACAAAGGAGAGGUGGAAAUAUUCCAUCCUAGUUUUAAUCAUCCGCCAUUUGCUAAAUGACUACGGCCCUGCUCCACAAUACUCACUCGGACAGUCAGCCAUUAAAUCAGUUUUCCUCAUCCCUGCAGUUAACAAGCCAUCCAAGAAAGUACCAAUCCAAGAACCACAUUGCCAACCUGUCAUCUGGCCGUCCAGUCAAGUGACCAGUCUAUUCAACUACCUAUUAUGGUAAUUAAUUAGCCAGUAAUCCAGUCAUUAUUCCAGCCAACAAGCCAGUCAGUUGUGUAGUCAGUUACAUGGACAUUUCCUCCACCAGUCCUACUUUACGUGUCACUUUGCCCUCUUUAACCUGUCAGCAUUAACCUGUGCCUCUGUGUUUUAUGCCCCAGCAUGGAGGCCAGCACUAAUUCAUUAACCAUCACAGACUGUGGAGCAGCUCACAGUUUCCUUCAUUUCUCUUUGUUCCCUUCUUCCCCCGCUUUAAUUUCUUCUAACACAACUCAUUCAUCCCAGUCAGAGGUCAGUAUUAAAAACGUCUUUUGUGCAUUUCUUAUAAUAGCACAUUAACAUAUUAAGGCACGUUAAGAAGAAGGAGCAGUUAUUGCUGCCCUGGAGCUACAGUUAGCGUAGCAUGCAGCAGCAUCGCCAGGGAAAAAGUAGUCUACAAUCUGUCCCGUUGUAAAUUAACUUUACACAGCUCUGUUGGUAUUACAAUUAGUUUGAAUUGUGCAUCAGACACGACUAUUCCACCAACAUCAACUCAAACUCCUUCUCCUUAAACAAUCAGAUCCUAUGGCAGCUGCUAAACGCUCUUAAUCUGAACCCACCUUCAGGACGUGUGUGUCUGAAGAGAGAAUACAUGCACAUAAGGUAUCAUGUGUCCGACUACUCACAUGUUUUGACUACUUCCCCAAUACUGUGGAACAGAUUAAAAGAUGCAUGCUUUGCUGUACACAGCAGGAUCUAUUUGCAUCUUUUGUUCUGUUCUUCUUGUUUUGUGUCCAGAGAUAUUAAUGGUCUCUUACCCCUAAUGUCCUCUUGGUGCAGACAAUCUGCUGCCAGUUUAGCUGGUGUGCCAAUGUCCACUGGCUCUGUGAGCACAUUCUCACGGUUCAUGCUUCACUGGUCUAUGAGGGUUUACAUUCACUUUUGAAUGUAUGCAUAUACAUUAUUAUGUAAUGGUGCGUUCAUUUGUCAUUGAAUCAGCAAAACUGUUUUGUUGAUGUCACUUCUCUAAGUCUUUGAAGCAGGAGAAGAAAACUACCAUUUUCUUUCUGCUGAUAUAAACCACCCAGAAGGUACAGAUACAAACAUGUCACAGAAACUAAAACAUCUUCAUAAAUGAGCUGCAGAUUUGUUUUCAGUGUGCAUGAAUGUCACAGAACGUGCAUAACAUCUGUAAACAACAUUUGAAAUCAUUUGAACAACAUACUGCUUGAACAGUCAUACAACACAUCCAGUGGACAUGGUUAGAAUAGGGGUUCAUAUUGAUAGACUAUGUGCAUUCAUAGUUGAAAGUUGCACAUGCUGCUCAUCACCUCAAGAGCAAAGACUUUACAUAUUUCAGACCAAUUGCUUCUCCAUUUUCUGUUUGCAUUUUUCUAUCUGCACAAUAAAUCGUUCUACUCAGGUCUUUUUCCAUGCAUUCAGCUGUUUCUUGUGUUUUUUUUGUUUUUUUUGUCACUUACAUUUUUGAUUUGUUUAUAAACAUAAAACAAGUACAAAAAUGUCAGACAUAAACAUAUAUAUACACCCAUAUACAUACCCAUACACACACAUACACACAGACAUACAUACAUAUACACACAUACAUAUACACACGCAUACAUACACACACAUAUAUACACACACACACCCUCCCCUCCUCCAAAACAAAACACAAACAACAACAACAAUAAAAAAGAACAAGAUUAAAGAAAGAAACGCCAAGUGUCAGUGGCCCACUGGAGCCUAACGUUGUACCUAUCACUCGUAAAGUGUUUCCAUCUUUCACUGUGAUCCAUUGUUUUAUACAGCAGCCAAGAAGCUAUGCAGUAUCUCCCUGUGGCUGUUUGCAUCCCUCUUGUUGGGAAAAUAAUCCACCUUCACAAAUGAGAGGUAUUCCCUGUGUGUAACUGCUCAGAAAAGUAAAUUAAGCCUGUUUUAUCAGUGGUCUCAGUGCUUUGAGGACUUCAAUUGCAUUGCAAAAACGUGGUUUAUCUUAUUUUGGGGUUUGACACAAACGCAACUUGUAUUUACUUCCAUUAAAUAUUAUAAUUCCUUUAGUGUGGACAUGGCCUCAUAGAGGGAGUUUUUCUGUUCAAUGUAUAUCUGCUUCACAGUAAUUAAUGGGUGACAAAUGCUAUACUUUGCAGUCGUAGAAUAAAAUGUCAUAUCUUUAAAUUGUAUUAACUGUAUUCUUUUAUAUUGCCUUUGUGUAUUCCUGCCAGUUCUGUGUGUAACAGUAACUCCUGUGCAGACGGAAACUAUAUUUUACAUGAACCUUUGGUGUGUGAAGAGAGCCCAGACCAGCCCUGUAAGAGGUCACACUUUAACCUUUUGAAAACAGCCCUAUUUUUAAGGAUUCUGCUCGAAAUAACAUGCCCAAACUAAAAAGGGUGUAUCUCUGCAAACCACAAAUGCUAUUUGAAUAAUGUUGGUGUUAUAAUAAAGGCAACCCAUGUGAGUUUUUGUUCAGAUGUGUAAAUAUUACAGGUCUGGUGUACAGAGUUGUGAUGCAUCACAUCUCUGUACACCAGACCUGUUUUGAGCCUGUGACAAUCAGUGAGUAGUGCCCCCUGAACUGACCACCAAUACCCAACUUGGGGUAGUUUCAAGGUCCCUUGUCCUUCCUGAGGAGCUUCACCUUUUGUUUAUUUCCUGUAACUCUGAAGAUAAUCAUGGCCAGAACUCACUCUGAAGUAUUCUGCAGCUUGGCUGUGAACUCAAUCUCCACUGUGCAGUGAAUAAAACUCAUCUGAACCAGCCACACAAUUGGACCGGAAAUACGUUUUUCACAGUCUAUGGGUGGCGAUGUUUUGUGAAUGAAGACAAAUAAAUACCUUUUCUUCAAGAAA